Lithohypha guttulata is the source of this 1599-nucleotide messenger RNA. RefSeq lists its product as uncharacterized. Lineage: Eukaryota; Fungi; Ascomycota; Eurotiomycetes; Chaetothyriales; Trichomeriaceae. The transcript is spliced from 2 exons. Bases 1 to 1599 code for a protein of 532 amino acids. The record is from RefSeq and is a predicted model, not a curated record.
AUGGAAAGCGCACCCUUGACUUUGGCAUAUACACACGCACGAAACGCUGCGCAGGAAACUAAAAGAGCAAAUCCUGUUGCUGCUAGCGAAGAACAUGAUUUGGCUGCUGCUGAGUUCGCUACCGCGGCAGCAAGCACGACCGACCAGGAAGCCCUUCGAGUCUUACAUCUACUCGAGCAGCAUCACAAGCAGCUGGCUCUGAUCCUCAAGGACUCCCACGCCAAACCUUCGCGUCACACUGAAGUUGACAAGAAACAGACUGCUACAGAGGCCGAUAGAACAGACGACUCUCCGCAGCCACCACGCCUCCCACAUGUCGCUCGAAAUACAGCUCGAGAUCUUUCUAGCUCAAUUGCCAGCAACUUAGCAACCAAGAGAGGCAUUCCCAGCGUUAGACAGAAGAGAAACAUUCCAGCCUUGCCGCUUGUAUCGAACGAGUAUGCUGAUGGCGCAUUUACCCAGGACUCACCCCAGGGAAGAAAGGUGCUAGGCCCUGCUGGGGAUCAACAGGUGACCCGUCCUUCGUGGGCACCACCUGCAAGUGUUGUACCCCAGGCCGAUACAGCCUCAUCGAAUGCAAGCUCUCCCUUCCAGCAGUUCUACAACAAGUUUGAGGGUGUCAUCUCGACCUUGACUGCUCCACUGGCCUUUGCCAGCUUGCCACUAUCGCAGCCACCGGCAUACCAGAAAGAAGACGGCACAACAUCGACCUCCCGUCGACCGUCUACGAAAGUCUUACCCAAAUCCGAUCCUUCACCUGCUGCACUGGAUUACUCUCAACUAAUUUCAAAUGCGGCAUUACGAGCCGUACGUGACAACAACGACUCAGGCUACUCUAGACCGCACGAAUCGUUCCUUCUAGUGCCGACUUCUGGCGGGACCAUGUCAUACGCUGAUAUAACUGCCGCAAACUACGUCGAUCGCGAACUGGCUCGUAAUCGGCACCACGGUCGUGUUCUGUCAAAUGCCUCGAACGACGACUUCGUAGAUGCUUCGUCUCAGAUACUGUCUCAUCCAUCAGGUUCGUUGUUGCAAGCAACGCAGAAGAUGGCUGGCAGGUCGCUGAGUAACGCAGACAAGUGGCAGAGUCAGAUCCUGCCAAAUGGUCAGACAGCAGAAGAAAUAGUGCUGCAAAACCAAGUCCUACGGAAGACGUUGAAUGAUGUCGGAAAGCGCCUGCACAGUUUCGAGCUUGCAUCUCAGGACAUGCGUCUUGCACAAUCAAGACACUCAUUGCAGCUCAGCCCGAUUACCACACCCGAGAACUCGCGCGGAAAGAUGUUACCUGUGUCGAGUGGUCGCUCGAAUGACGCAGGCGUGCGUAUGGCGCAGCAACGAAUUGAGGAGCUCGAGGAGGCCUUGAGGAAGAACGACAGACGACUCUCUAAGAGGGAGGACGAAAACGUGAAACUCAAGGAGACUCUAGCGAAGUACCGAGAAAAAUGGGAAGGGCUCAAGGCAGGCGCGAAGGCGCGCAGAGAACAGGCCGGCGGUGGCGACAAGCUGAGGAGGGCCAGCAGUACAGCGACAGCAGUAGCGGUUGUAACUCCAACGAAAGACAGAGACAAAGCUGCUCAGGAACAAAGCAGCGGAGGUUGA